CCUUGCUCACAGUGAGACAGAUUGAGGAGGGCGUCAAGGCAAACAGCAGCCCAACAGCCGGCUUAAAGAGUGGAAAUUAAUGAAGAUCACAGAUAAAAAGGAUUGCUAGGGAGUGGAGAAAAGCUGAAAAUUUGUGAUGCUGAGAAAGGGGGAGUGGGUUUGGGUGGACUCGGACAUCGGGGUCCCCAUUGGAGCGAGGGUCAAAGUAACACCAUCUGGCCAGCGGUUACUGGUGAACGAUGAGGGAAAGGAGCAGAGUCUGUCCCAGGAGCAGGAAGCUUCUCUCAAGAUCAUGCACCCUACAUCAGUGGAGGGUGUGGAAGACAUGAUAAAACUGGGAGACAUGACCGAGGCCGGCCUCCUCAGGAACCUGCUGCUUCGACACAAACAAGGCAUCAUUUAUACCUACACAGGCUCUGUGCUGGUGGCAGUAAACCCAUACCAGGAUUUUCCCUUAUAUUCAGCUGACCAGGUGAAGUUGUACCACGGUAGAAAGCUGGGGGAACUCCCUCCGCACAUCUUUGCCAUCGCUGAAGCCUGCUACAGUAACAUGACCCGCCAUCUCAGGAACCAGUGCUGCAUCAUCAGUGGGGAAUCUGGAGCAGGGAAGACCGAAAGCACCAAGCUGAUCCUUCAGUACUUGGCAGCAGUCAGUGGUGAGCUGUCUGAAAAGCGUAUUGAACAGCAGAUCCUGGAGUCCAACCCAAUACUAGAAGCGUUUGGAAAUGCUAAAACAAUCCGCAAUGACAACUCAAGUCGCUUUGGGAAAUAUUUGGAGAUCUUCUUCAAUGAGGACGGAGUGAUUGAAGGUGCUCGCGUGGAACAGUAUCUUCUGGAGAAGUCUCGUGUCUGCCAUCAGGCCCUGGAGGAGAGAAACUACCACAUGUUUUACUGCAUGCUGGCAGGAGUCACAGCUGAGGAGAAGAAGCUUUUGAGCCUUGGACAUGCUAAGGAAUACAAAUUCCUCACCAAGGGCGGCUGUAUCGUGUGUGGAGGCAGGGAUGAUGCCAAAGACUACAAGCGUAUUUGCUCUGCGAUGAAAAUCCUGACCUUCUCAGAAAGCCAGUGUCAGGAUAUCCUCAAGCUGCUGGCAGCCAUAUUACACCUGGGAAAUGUCUGCUUUGAGGGCAACACAAAAAAUAACUUGGAAACCAGUGAUGUCAGCAAGUCACAACACUUCAGCAUCGCAGCGUCUCUACUGGAGGUCCACAAGUCUACCCUGGCGUCAAGUUUGACACACCGUUCCUUCAUGACCAACAGAGAGAGGGUGACCAAACCCCUCAGCUGUGAGCAGGCCUCUGACUGCAGAGACGCCUUUGUCAAGGCAAUCUACAAUAAGCUGUUCAUCUGGAUCGUUGGGAAAAUCAACAGCGUCAUCUAUAAAAGGAUGACCAAAAGCACCAAAUCCUCCUUCCUGUCCAUCGGCCUGCUUGAUAUCUUUGGCUUUGAGAACUUCAGGACGAACAGCUUUGAGCAGUUGUGCAUUAAUUUUGCCAACGAGAAGCUUCAGCAGUUCUUCGUGGGCCACAUCUUCAAGCUGGAGCAGAAGGAGUACAUGAAGGAGGGCAUUGUGUGGAAUAACAUCAAUUUUAGUGACAAUCAGAACAUCCUGGAUCUCCUGGCUGGGACACACUGUAACCUGCUGGCUCUGAUUGAUGAAGAAAGCCAUUUUCCAAAGGGCUCAGAUGUCACUAUGCUAUAUAAGAUGAACAAGCAACACAAAGGGAAUAAGAUCUACAUCGCCUCCAGAAGUGAACAUGACACAGACUUUGGGAUUUGCCACUAUGCAGGAGUGGUUCACUACGACUCCAAAGGGUUCCUGGAAAAGAACAGAGAUGCCGUCAGUUCUGACAUAAUCAAGAUGGUUGAUGUGUCCACCAAUAAGCUGCUUCGUGGGAUAUUUGAGACUGAGCUUUCAACCAAUGGAGUGAAGAUCAGUAACAACAAGAAGGUCGUCAUAACACCUAAGAGCUCCCUACGGGCCCAGACUGACAACCGCAAACAAGUGGUGACGCUAAGCGGUCAGUUCCGUCAGUCCCUGGACUCCCUCAUGAAGGCUCUGUCCGCCUGCCAUCCUUUUUUCAUCCGCUGCUUCAAACCCAACAAUGACAAGCAGUCUAAGUUGUUUGACAGAGAGCUGUGUAUGCGUCAGCUAAGAUACUCCGGCAUGAUGGACACCAUACGCAUCCGGAAGCUGGGAUACCCAAUUCGCCACACCUUUGGAGAUUUCCUGAAGCGCUACAGGGUGCUCCUGAAGACGACCAUCUGUGACCCCAAAUCUGAGACAGCUGCUGCCUGUUGUGAAGCCAUCUGCAAGACAGUGAUUAAAGGAGAGGAUGAGUGGAAAAUAGGCAACACCAAGAUCUUCCUGAGGGACGCCCACGAUGCAGUCCUGGAACGGCUGAGGGAACAAGAGCUCAGCAGGAUAGCUCUGGUGAUCCAGAGGGUCAUGAUGGGACAUAAAGACAGAAAGUCUUUUCUGAAGAAGCGGAGGGCAGCGGUGGUGUUGCAGAAACGCUGGAGAGCUUACAGAGAGGCGAAAGUGCGAAGAAAGAUCAAGCUUGGUUUUGAACGGCUGGCAUCAAAGAUUCGUAGUCGGAAGCUUCGGUUACAGUACCAAAGACAGCGGGCAGCAGCACUGACAAUACAAACCCAGCUACGGGGCUACCGGGCGAGGAAGGGCUGCAAACAGAAGAGAGAGGCUGUCAUACUGCUGCAGGCUUACACCAGAGGAAUGCUGGCCAGAAAAACAGCACAGAAGAUGAGGAAUGAUGCCUACGUUUUACGCCUAGCAAAAGAGAACCAAGAGCAAAUUGCCAUAGAUCUUCCGGAGCGACUGAAAGAAGUUAUUGCCAAGUCUCCUCAAGCUGUAGAGGAGCCUGAGCCGAUCGUUGAACAUGAUUCAGAGGAGAGUAUGAUCUCGUAUGAUCUCCAGCCCACACCUCCUGUGGAAGUGGUCAAAAAGAAAGCACCAGAAUCAGAUGAAUUUGAGAAGAGGAGGAUCGUGCCAGAACCGGUGAAAGAAACCUCUGUUAAGACCUUAGUGCCAGAAAUCAAAAUUUCUACCUCACCCUCAACAACUCCUACCCCAUCGCUGGAGGAGGAUGAUGAUGAGUUUGAUGACGACAGCGAUGAGUUUUCGUUCCGCAAGUUCAGCAUCCUGCACUUCCAGGGCAAAGCUAGCCACAUGCACAUCAACCAGAGACUCAGGCAGCCUCUUCUGCACCAUGAUGAUGAGGGCGAUGUGCUGGCAUGUCAGACUGUAUGCUGGAUUAUAAUGCGUUUCAUGGGGGACCUACCAGAACCAAAAUCUCCAGACACAGUGUCUCAUGUGUCCAGCACCAUCUCACGUCUGACUCAUAGGCAAAACAGGAGGCUGAGCAAUCUAGUGGGACUGGACCAGAAAAUACUGAGGAAGAACAAGAAAAAGCUUGGAGGUGGAAACAGAAGAGCUUCUGCUAUUCUUGAGGAGCCUGAGAACUUCACAGAGGACGAGGACAUUCUGAUCGGAGAGGGUCCUUCACUUGAUCGGCCACUUUCAGCCCAGGAAAAACUCAACAUUAUCAUUGGAUACGCUCUAUCAAGACGAGACAUAAGGGAUGAGAUUUACUGCCAGAUCUGUAAGCAGCUGGUGAACAAUAAGAACAGGAAAAGCCGUAUGCAAGGCUGGAACCUUCUUUCCAUCUGUCUUGGGAUUUUCCCCCCGACAGAUCUCUUCAUGAAGUAUCUGGAGAGUUUUGUCCGCAAAGGGCCGAGUGGUUACGGAGAAUAUUGUAGUGAGCGCCUGCGUCGCAUCUUAGCCAAUGGAGAAAGGAAAGAGUUGCCCUGUUGGAUAGAGCUACAGGCUGCCAAGACCAAGGAGCCCAUAGAUGUGUCUGUGACUCUAAUUGACGACCGAACUGUCAGUCUACACCUGGACUCAGCCUCCACUUCUGCUGAAGUCUGCCAAGCUUUAGCUAACAAGAUCAAUCUUCGAGACACAUAUGGAUUCUCCCUGUACAUCACUCUCUUUGAAAAAAUGUGGUCUCUGGGCAGCUGUGGAAAGCAUGUGUUCGAUGCAGUGUCUCAGUGCGAGCAGGAGAUGAGGAGGCAGGGCAAGGAGGAGAAGAACACCCCCUGGAAGCUCUCCAUCCGCAAGGAAAUGUUCACACCUUGGCAUGACUGCUCAAUAGACCCGAUCAGCACGGAUCUGAUCUACAGACAGGCCGUCAAGGGAAUCAAGUCGGGAGAAUACACCAAUGAGAAGGAGGAUGAAUAUGUCAACCUGGCAGUAAAGCACUAUUACAUCCAGUUUGGCUCCACACACAACAAAGACAACGUCCGGAAGGUGGUUGAGGAGUUCAUCGCCACCCCACUUAUUGAGAACAAAUCUAUGACAAAGUGGAUCGAACUCAUCAGCACAGCAUAUUUACAGAGUCCUUACUUAAACGGGAAGCAGAACAAAGAAAGCGUAAAAGGAGAACUGGUCGACAGCUCCCGACAGAAAUGGCCCCUUUACUUCUCCAAGUUUUAUGAAGUUACAAUGAUGUCAGGACCUCCUUUGCCCAAAAGCAGGUUUGUUGUGGCUGUAAACUGGAAUGGCAUCCUCUUCAUGGAUGGAAGAGACAAGAAACUCCUUGAGCUUCCUUACUUAGAGAUAAAAGAAGUGCAUAUGAUAAGUGAGAGCAAUAUCAUUGCUCAGACGAUGAAUUUGGCCACAGUCAGAGGAGAGUUUGUCCUGAAGUCUGGGGAAGCUGCGGACAUGGCAGCACUUAUAAAGAAUCACCUGGAAGGGCUGAGACAGCGCUCAGUGUACGCACUGGCUCAGCAGGAUUCCAGCAAAACAGAUGACCCCUUGAUCCUGGUUUGUAAACGAGGGGACCUGCUGCUGCUGGAGGAAGAUGAAGAGUGUUCUCCUGAUAAGAACUGGAUCAGAGCAGCCAACCAGCGGACCAAUAGCAGCGGUGUGGUCUAUAAGGAUGCAGUGCAAUUUCUGCCAACUCUCACUAAGCCCUCUGAAGACAUUCUGGACCUGCUCAGUCCAGGCCAGAAGAAAGUUUCACUAACACCAAACGCCCCACAGAGAGAUGAAACUGUGGCUCCUGUCUCUUUAAAAGAGUUUGCACUUGAGAGCUUCAGACCUCCAGCUAAUGUUGGUCGACAUGGUGCGUCAAGAGGGGUCGGCAAGGAGAAGCUGUGGGUUUGUUCCAAAGAACCUCUUAAACAGCCGCUGAUGAAGUACCUGGUCCGCAACUCUGACCUCAGCAACCUUGCCUGCAACGCCUUCACUGCUAUCCUAAAGUACAUGGGCGACUACCCCAUCAAACAUGUUCGCAGUCCCAUAGAGCUGACCGAUCAGAUCUUUGGUCCAGCCACCCAGCAUGAAGCUUUGCAGGACGAGAUCUACUGCCAGAUUAUGAGACAGAUGACCAACAACAACAACAGGUUGAGCAUGGAGCGUGGGUGGCAGCUAAUGUGGUUGUGUUCAGGCUUGUUCCCGCCGAGUCCCAAUUUGAUGAGACACACUCAGCGCUUCCUAGAGUCCCGGCCCAGAGACCAGCUGGCUGCUGGCUGCCUGCAGAGGCUGCAGGGGAUGCGCAGUAAGGAGCCCAGGAAGUUUCCUCCCCAUCAGGUAGAAGUGGACGCCAUCCAACAGAACAGCGCCCAGAUCUUCCAUAAAGUCCACUUCCCAAAUGACACGAAUGAGAUAUUAGAGGUGAAAUCGACAACCACAAUCAAAGACCUGUGCUACAAUAUUGCCUCUGAGCUCAAAUUGAGCUCAGCUGACGGAUAUGGCCUGUUCCUGAAAACACCCAACAAGAUCAUGAGCUUGGAUGAGCAGGAAUAUUUCUUUGACAGUUUAAGGCAGACUUCAGACCCUCCUAAGAAAGCAAAAAAAGUGAAAGAAGUAACCCAGACCAACAUGCUCUACCUGGUGAUCUUUAAGAGGAAGCUCUGGUUCAAUGUGAGCCCAGGGAAAGACCUGGUUGCAGACCUCACUUUCCAUUUCCCACAGGAGGUGCCUAAGUACCUGAAGGGAUACCACAACUGCACCAAAGAAGACAUGAUCAAUCUGGGCGGGCUGCUCUUCAGAGUCGAAGUUGAUUCAGACAGGUCGCAGUUUGUCAUGAUCCCCAAAAUGCUGAGGGAGCUGGUUCCUGCUGACCAGAUAAAAAGCAUGUCCCCUGAAGAAUGGAAGAAGCACAUUAUCUCUUCCUACAACAAGCAGAGUGGCAUCACGGUGCAGGAGGCUAAAAUCGCCUUCCUGAAAGCCAUUUCAAGUUGGCCAACCUUCGGCUGUGCCUUCUUUACAGUUAAACAAACGUGUGAAUCUAGCUACCCAAAUAUAGUUUUGAUUGCCAUCAGCAAGCAAGGUGUCAGCUUCAUAGACCCAAAGACAAAGGAGGUGCUGAUAAUGCACCCGUUCAGCCGCAUCACAGAAUACCUCAGCGAGGGUGGCUACUUCCAGAUGACCAUCGGUACCCUGGUGAGGGGCGUCGACUUCGUCUGUGAAACCUCACAGGCCGACACGAUGGAGGACCUUCUGAGAUCCUACUUCAGCAUGUACGAGAGGCAGAGGGAGGCCUUUCGACCAAGGAACCAGAUGUUUUCAUAAUGUUUCAAGGGCAAAAGAAGAGACUGAACUCCUGGGAUUUCUAUGUACUUUUGAUCACAUUUGAUUACAUUAAUGUAAAUUGCCAUUGUGAAAACUGUUGAGUGAAAUUAGUGGUAUUAAACUAAAAUAAGUUGGA
Messenger RNA from Dicentrarchus labrax (European seabass), 6731 nucleotides. Its product is annotated as unconventional myosin-VIIa-like. The transcript has 50 exons. Lineage: Eukaryota; Metazoa; Chordata; Actinopteri; Moronidae. The record is from RefSeq and is a predicted model, not a curated record. Gene Ontology annotation, molecular function: protein binding; cytoskeletal motor activity; ATP binding. Bases 137 to 6595 code for a protein of 2152 amino acids. Gene Ontology annotation, cellular component: cytoskeleton; myosin complex.